This is a messenger RNA of Cucurbita pepo subsp. pepo (vegetable marrow), 2049 nucleotides long. NCBI's taxonomy places the organism in Eukaryota, Viridiplantae, Streptophyta, Magnoliopsida, Cucurbitales, Cucurbitaceae. The record is from RefSeq and is a predicted model, not a curated record.
CAUUUGGCAGAUUUUUUUCUCUUCGCGGUCUCCAUCGUUCUCACUGAGUCACAGCUCGGUACAUAUAAAUACAGCCAAUCAUCGCUCGGCUUUCGAGCCGUCGUUUUCUCCUUUCUUCUCUGUUGAAGCCCUAGAGUUUCUCCUCUUGCAGCCAUCAACUUCAUCGAGUUUUAGCUCGAAUAUUCAUCAGCUAUGUCGAGGAAGAUGCUCAUAGAUGGGGAACUGAGCCAUCCGGCUGAAGCGGAGGAACGCUACGACUUCGAUUUAUUUGUUAUUGGAGCAGGAAGUGGUGGUGUUCGUGCUAGUAGAUUUUCAGCUAGUCAUGGAGCGAAGGUUGGCAUCUGUGAGCUUCCAUUCGAUCCAAUCAGCUCAGAAGUAAUUGGAGGAAUUGGCGGAACGUGUGUUAUUCGUGGUUGUGUUCCCAAAAAGAUUCUGAUGUAUGGGGCAACUUUUGGUCCUGAGCUUCAGGAUGCUCGAAGUUAUGGUUGGGAUGUGCAUGAGAAAGUGGAUUUUGAUUGGAAGAAGCUUUUGAAAAAGAAGACAGAUGAGAUAGUACGAUUAAAUGGAAUUUACAAGCGUUUACUGACUAAGUCGGGAGUAAAAAUGUAUGAAGGAGAGGGAAAGAUUGUUGGUCCACAUGAAGUUGAGGUGACACAACUUGAUGGUACCAAAAUAGGCUAUUCAGCAAAGCACAUUCUGAUUGCGACUGGCAGUAGAGCUGUCAUUCCUGAUAUUCCUGGGAAGGAGUUGGGGAUAACAUCUGAUGAGGCUUUGAGUUUGGAGGAGUUGCCUAAGCGUGUUGUGGUGCUUGGAGGAGGGUACAUUGCUGUUGAAUUUGCUUCAAUCUGGAAUGGUAUGGGUGCUAAGGUUGAACUAUGUUUCAGAAGGGAACUUCCACUGGGAGGUUUUGAUGAUGAAAUGAGAGCAGUGGUUGCAAGGAAUCUGGAAGGCAGAGGAAUUAAUAUGCACCCAAGAACAAAUUUGACAGAAGUAUUUUCCAUGAUUUUCCCUCUUUUAACCUAUUUCAAAUGUUUCCAUUGUAUGUAUUUAAACAUUUUGAUAAUACCGGNCUUUAAUCUUGCGCUUUCAGUGUACCCAGGUGUUCAUAAACAUGGAAUCGUAAUGCUAAUUGAAAACGAGUUGGGGAUAACAUCUGAUGAGGCUUUGAGUUUGGAGGAGUUGCCUAAGCGUGUUGUGGUGCUUGGAGGAGGGUACAUUGCUGUUGAAUUUGCUUCAAUCUGGAAUGUUUGUGUUACAGGUCGUGCUCCUAAUUCAAAAAGAUUAAAUUUGAAAGCAGUUGGUGUCGAAGUUGAUGAACAUGGUGCUGUGAAGGUGGAUGAUUAUUCACGCACGAGUGUACCUAGUAUAUGGGCUGUUGGAGAUGUUACUAACCGAAUGAAUCUUACGCCCGUGGCUUUAAUGGAGGGAUCAUUCUUUGCAAACACUGUUUUUGGCGGUGAACCUACCAAACCAGAUUACAAUCAUGUGCCCUAUGCUGUAUUCUGCAUACCACCUCUCUCUGUUGUGGGCCUAAGUGAAGAAGAAGCUAUACAAAGAGAAAAGGGUGAUAUUCUGGUGUUCACUUCUUCCUUCAAUCCAAUGAAGAAUACAAUCUCUGGACGACAAGAGAAGACAGUGAUGAAACUAGUGGUUGAUGCUGACACCCAAAAGGUCCUUGGCGCAUCCAUGUGCGGACCAGAUGCUCCCGAAAUUAUGCAGGGAAUUGCUGUCGCUCUAAAAUGUGGAGCAACCAAGCAACAGUUUGACAGCACUGUGGGAAUACACCCAUCUGCAGCAGAGGAGUUUGUGACGAUGCGAACUGUAACCAGGCGAGUUGAAGCGAGUGGCAAAUUGAAGACAAAUCUGUAAUCCUACUCCCCACACAUAUAUUUGUAUUUUUUAUUAUUUAUUUUAUAUUGUUGUUUCGGUGUCAUUGAGUUUCUCUUGAUUGUGGGUAAUCAUCCUCCAUGUGGGCCCAGGGACAUACUUUUCUACUGAUUUGUUAUUGUGCAUUCGGUUGUGAUGAUUUUCGCAUCUUUUAUUUUUUCC